CAGAGGCCCGCUGAGACAACGGGUUGCUAUAAUGUGCGCAUGGCUCAUUAAGCUCAGGUAAUAAUGAACCAAUGGCAAGCUCAGCUUGUCUCAUCUAAUCCUUAUUUUCUGCAAGAAACACUAGAUGGCAGCGCAGGCCAAGCAAUGGCCGCCCACCGAGCAUCCACUUGGCAGAGUGAGAUAGAAUCCACCAGUUGUUCCUCCAGCACUUGUGCGGUUUCUGUCGGCAGCUGCCGCUGAGUUCGUUCACUUUCAGGCGUUAUUUGCUGAGGAAAGCCUACCCUCCAAGGUCAACAGAUCACCUGCGGACCCCCGAACCACGCCAGGACACCCAGUUUCUUCUGGAGGAGCGCUGAGCAGUUGGAGCUGAUUGAAGGACGCCAUGCAUUACUUCUGGAUAUACAGCGUUUGGAUCCCCUUCCUCGCUUUCCUCUUCGGAUUUCAAGGAUUCCCCGUCCGGAGUGUGGAUAUGCAGAGGGCCACCGACAACAUCACUAUCCGACAGGGCGACACGGCGAUUAUAAGGUGUUAUGUUGAUGACAAAGUCUCCAAGGUGGCUUGGCUCAAUAGAUCCAACAUCAUCUUUGCCGGCCAGGACAAGUGGUCCCUGGACCCCAGAGUAGAUCUGGUCACUAAAGGACAGCUGGAGUACAGCCUGCGCAUACAAAAGGUGGAUGUGUAUGAUGAAGGCUCGUACACCUGUUCCAUACAGACUAAGCAGCAGCCCAAGACCUCACAGGUCUACCUCAUUGUACAAGUUCCAGCCAGUAUCUACCAAGUGUCAAAUGACAUUACGGUGAAUGAGGGCAGUAACGUUACACUCAGUUGUUUGGCCAAUGGCAGACCAGAUCCUGCAAUCACUUGGCGACUGCUCAACCCAUCAGCCGAGCCGUUGGACGGAGAAGAGUACCUGGACAUUAUAGGCAUCAUGCGAACCCAAGCAGGCCGCUAUGAAUGUAAGGCCAGCAACGACGUCGCCACUCCCGAUGUCAAAUACGUCAAUGUGAUUGUCAACUAUCCUCCAACAAUAAAGAAAACCCAGAGCUCCGAGACUCCUGUGGGCCGCAACGGGACACUGCGGUGUGAAGUAACCGCAGUCCCCACACCAGAGUUCGAAUGGUACAGAGACGAUAAAAGGCUGGCUAAUACCCAGAGCAUCACCAUCCAAACUUCUGGAACUACCACUAGUCUCACGAUUGCCAACAUCACUGAAGAGGAUUAUGGGAACUAUACCUGCGUGGCCUCAAACCGACUGGGCGUCCAGAAUGCCAGCCUUUUCCUCUAUAGACCCGGGACAGGCAGAGAUAUCAACGGCUCUGCCUGUGUAUCUCAAUCACUGUGGCUCCUGCUAGCCUCCUUCGCCUGCCUUUUCUUGAAGUGUUAAUAUCCCUGCCCUCUAUCCUUCCCCUUCUCUCCCCCCAGCCUCGCACCUUGGCCUUCCGCCCCAUUCGCUCUUCUUCUUCUUCUUCUUCUCUCCAACUCACCGGCAUCCUUACUGCUACCUUAUUACCAACUUUGCCGCCCUCUUCCCCAGACUGUUUGCAUCAUGAUACAGAAACCUUACGUGCUGUCAAGCACUGCUUACAGGUGUGAAAAAAAAACGAUGGGUUAUGAGUAAAAUGUUUUAGGAACAACAACAAAAAAAAAAAGAGUAAAAUGAAGGACAAAACAAGCAAACAGUGCUUUUUAAAGAAUUGCAUUGUUCUUUUUGAUUGGUAUGCACUUCUUUUGUUUCUGCUUUAUCUUGUCUUCUGGGUCUGGGUCGGGCUUUGGGAGGGGGGUUGUGGGGGGGUUGUUUGUUUUUUUGUUGUCUACAUGGGAAUAAAAAUGAAGGUGGCCUGGCUCACAGGGACACCAAGAAAACAAUCAUUUGUCUCUAGGACUACUGAAGACAUGAGGUGUAUUUCUUCUUACUCCCUUAGAUGUAUUAUGUUAACUUAAAGCGUAGAUUUAACCGAGUGUUUAUAACCAGUGCAUUAAUGAGAAACACGUAAAGCAUCUGCCAAAUAUACACGUAAAUUUCAAACUAACACAUGUGAAACUCAAAGGGAAACUGCUACGGCUGAUUUUGCGAUGAGAUUAGAGCUGUAAUUUGAUGCUACUGUGCUGAAACACAGAUAUAGUGUUAGGCAGAUACCUCUGCAAUCAGUGUCAUUGCAAGCGGAGCCCAGAAAUAUGGGAACAGAAACAAACCUGAAGAAAUGAGUUUGUCUGGAGCUCUGUGAUAUCUUGCGACCCUUCCCCAUUAUUCCAAAAAACAACCUGUUUUUCUUUUUCUUUCUAGACUCUCACUUACAAACAACAACAAAAAAGAGAACAGGGAAGAGAAACACACAGUAGGUUAUAAUGAUGCGUAUUGUACAUAGUAAAAUUUUGUAUUACUCUAUGAUAAGAAAACCAUGAUGUGCAGUUUAUCUCAGAGGCUGCACCGAGCAGUGUUUGCAUUCAGUCGAUGAGUUUUAGGAUCAUUUUAUCCCUACUGCUGGAAUUUGGAUAAAAAUGUAUGACACCAAUGAAUGACUUACUUUUUUGUUUUUCUCUUAAUCAAAAACACGUGUUUUCAUACGAAAAUGAUACAGAAAAAAUCAUAUUAUAUAGAUAUUGGGGGUAUUAUUUUGUGUGCACCUCAUGAAUCCACUGUCCUUAUAUAUGAAAAAAGCUCAUUUUACAUGAUUCUGAAUAUGGUUGUGAUUUGUUGAGGAUUAAUGAAAUGCAGACCUUUGGACCUGGAAGAUACCCAUUAUACAACAAUGUUUUUUAUGUUGUUUUUUGUUUUUUAUAAUUCUGUGCAGUAAUUAUUGUACCUGUCCUUGAAACGAGAUGAGUGCUAGCUUAAAUGAUGUUAAACAGAGGGAGUAUUAUGAGCUUCAUAAUGCUCUUACGCAUACCUGAGAUUUAAUAUGACAGAAGAAACCAAAUGAAUACUGAAUGCAGUUCCCCUCAGUGUCACCAAGGCCACUGUGCUGAAGGCCUUAUGGGGAAAAAAAAUCAAACAAAUGAGAAAUAAUGAGAAUAAUAGUGCUGUUACCUCACCGUGUCCUACAGCAAGAUUUCUAAUCACUCUUUUGCCAAUGCUUAGACUGAACAGUGAGUUAGUUUCUUUAUGAACAAAAUGGUUAAAUAAAUAUGUUACGUGUUGAUAUUUUGAAGAAAAUCUUUCAAAGGGAGCAGCUCGUAGGCCGUAGCUGUUAAAGAGACAGCACUGACACUGGUGGUGACUAAUAGCGUUUGGACUCCAGUGCCCAGCUCAGCUCUUUGAUUGGAUGUGUGCGUUCAGGUCUCCGCUCUUUCAAACAACCAAGCCGAGAUAGUACUGUAAAAACACACGUGUAAUUAAUGUCAUCCUUGUCACGCAUUAAAAGACUCGUUCCCAGUGUGUUCUCUCAUUGUAAAUGCUUCUGAGGCCAUGGCUGUGUGUGUAGUGUUGGUAAUGCUCCAGUCUAAGCUGAGACGUACAGAGACUGAAAACCCACCGCGUUUUUAAUCAAAACUGAAGCAUUUAUGAAUUCAUAUUUCCAUUAGCUCCAUGAGACACAACGAAAACAAUGUCUUGCGAUCAGAUCUCUUAGAAUACGAAAGAAGCUGCUUGUUUUUACACUUUUAUUGUGUUGCGUGCUUUUUUUAUUAUUUUAUCUUAUUUGGUUUUAUUUUACAACUGUGCGAAUGAGUCCUGGUGUUUUUAUACUGCAGUCUGCAGAUUGAUUUUUAGGCUCUAACUUAACCAUACUUGAGGACGCUAUUGUAGUUUAUCAGCAGUUAUCUUCUUACCUUAAUUAGAGCCGAAUGAUCUGGUAGCUGUGGUGAAAUAGUUUUUCAUGAUCAGUUUCCAUAAACAUGGUCUGUGCUACCAGUGAGCUUUACAGAAGAGACAAAAUAAAUGUGUUGUCUCUUUGUUUUAUUUCAGCGGGGGAGACCCUGACAGACCAAAAAAGCUGGGUCAGAUAUCCCCAAAUUGUGUUCUGCAUUUAAUUUCAUGAGCCUGCAUACAGGUCAUUGUCUAGAAUUUCUGCCAUUCAGGUGUGUUUUCCAAUGAGACUAAGCUCACCGAUGUGGAAGUCUAAGUGCUUCCGUGCGGGUUAAAACCAGCUAAUAAGCACUUGACUUAUAGGACCACUGAUGUAAAAGCCAUGGAGCUCUGUCUUAUCCAUAAAGCAGCGAGAAAAAAGGAGAUCUGGUGUUAUUCCAUUGCUCAUAGAAACCAACAGCCAGCCUAUAAUGACACAGCACCAACCCCCUGCAGACAGACCUAGAUAUCUACUCAAGACUGUAGAUACAGCUAUGUAGUUUACUACUCAGCAUUGCCUCAAAACAUCGCCGAACUGGCUUGUGUAUGUGUGCGUGUGUACUCAUCUGUUUAUAUGAUUAACCUGCUGGAAAAGUGGCAUACAUGUGAGGCAUGAGAUAAAUGAUGAGUUGGCCCAGCAGCUAACUAUCUACUUUCCAUUGAGCUAUGGUUACACUUGUAACCCUCUAUAUUAAGUUUAGAUUGUUUUUUUUCUCUUCCUCUGUGUGUAUAUACAGCAUUAUGUUUCUACUGUAGAAUGUUGUAAAGUCAGCAAAUCCAUAAGAUUGUGUUUAUACAACUCUACAUUUAAAAGUUUAAAAGGCAAAUGUAACUAUCAUGUUUGUACUUCCUUCCCUUUGUCGCGGGGAAUUAAGAUUCAAUCAUGGAUUAGGACACAGCAAUGUCCCUUUUUUUCUAUUUUACUUUAUUAUGGUAUAAGGUAAUUGAAGUCAGUUUCUAAAAAAUAAAAUAUGACAUGUAAUAAAGGUAUAUGAGAAAUGUUAACAAAAUAAAGUUGUUUGAAUUCAGUGUUCUGUAUUUGAAUGUGACAUGAAAUGUCGAAGCAAAGUAACCUUUUCUUUCUGGAGACAGCUUGGAACACAUGUUGUGUUAAUCACCAUGUAACAUGCAAAUAAAAUAAUAUAUGUAUUGUUA
Messenger RNA from Maylandia zebra (zebra mbuna), 4939 nucleotides. NCBI's taxonomy places the organism in Eukaryota, Metazoa, Chordata, Actinopteri, Cichliformes, Cichlidae. The record is from RefSeq and is a predicted model, not a curated record.